CCUAAACAUUUUUUUUGGGGGGGGGAGUACUGAAAAGGAGUAUUCUGUUUGAAGGGCUAUCUGGCCCUAGUAAGGAGUAAAGAUAAAAAGAACCCUAAGGAGGGAUAAGCUGGGGUCUUGAAGCCACCCCUCACAGCACCAUUUUGGCAGUGAAGUGAGGCUCACAGGUGACUUGGUUACAAUGUUAUGGCCUCCAUUGUGGAAGGAGCUAUGCCUUUAAAUAUCACUCGCUUGAGACUCACAGGUGAGAGAAUGAGUACUGUACUUAGGUUUCCACACAAGCAUCGGGUUGGCCACUGUGAUUAAAGGCUGCUAGGUUUGCUAGGCCUCUGGCCUGGUUCAGCAGAGCUCUUUUUAUGUUCUUCCACAGUAUGGAUUCAGCUGUCUGCAAGAAGAUAACAGCAAAGGAUUUCUAUUCUCCAAGUCUGGGAUGCUGCCAAUGCAUAAGAAGAAUGAGUUUCCUCAGACAGGUCAGGCUUCUGCUAUGGAAAAACUGGAUACUGAGAAAAAGGCAGAAGCUACGUCUUCUGGUUGAACUUGUGUGGCCUAUGUCCUUGUUUCUUAUCCUUGUCUGGCUGAGGAGCGCCAACCCACUCUAUCGCCAACAUGAAUGUCACUUCCCAAACAAGGCGAUGCCCUCUGCAGGAACUCUGCCGUGGCUACAGGGCAUCUUCUGUAACAUGAACAAUCCUUGCUUCAAAAGCCUGACCCGUGGAGAGUCUCCAGGUGUCGUAUCAAACUACAAUAAUUCUAUUUUAGCAAGAGUGUACAAAGAUGCUCAAGAACUUUUGCUGAAUGCACACGCAACAGAACUGGGCCGACUCUGGGAAGAACUACGCUCCAUGACCCAGUUUAUGGAAACCAUGAGGACAAAUCCCGAAAGGAUUGCAGGAAAUGGAAUACGAAUCCAGGACAUCCUGAAAAAUGGGGAGAACCUAACUAAGUUUCUGCGUGAAGAUGCACGUCUUCCUGACAUGGUGGUUCACCACCUGAUGAAUGCUCAAGUGAGACCUGAACAGUUUGCCUUUGGCGUCCCAGAGUUGACUCUGAAAGAUAUUGCCUGUAGCCAGGCCCUGCUGAAUCGCUUCAUUAUCUUCAGCAGUCCAGGGGGCUUCCAAGCUGUGCACCAGGCAAUGUGUGCCCUUUCCCAGGAGGACCUGCAGAAGGUCGAGGACUCUUUGUACGCCAACACAGACUUCUUCAAGCUUUUCCAUUUGCUUCCCACCGUGUUAGACGGCAAUGCUCAAGGUGCUGAUCUACAAAUGUGGGGACGAGUGCUUUCUAAUGUGUCCCAAGCCGUGCAAGAGCUGGCACGUAGGCCAAGUGUUCAGGACCUUUUAUCGACCCUACAGCCGCUUCUGCGAGAUGGGGAGCCUGCGUCCUUAUGGCAGCUGAUGAGUUCUUUAUCUGAUCUUCUCUGUGGCUACCCAGAGGGAGGUGGUUCCAGAAUAAUCUCUCUCAACUGGUACGAAGACAAUAAUUACAAGGCCUUCCUUGGGGUUGACUCCACGAAGAAGGAAUCCAUUUAUGUUUAUGACAACACAACCACUCCCUUUUGUAACACAUUGAUCCAGACUAUGGAAUCAAAUCCUUUAACCAAAAUAGCCUGGAGGGCUAUGAAACCAUUAUUGAUGGGGAAAAUCCUCUUUGCUCCAGAUUCACCUGCCGUUCACGAGAUACUGAAGAAUGCAAAUUCCACAUUUGAGGAACUUGUGCGCCUCAGACUCUUGGCUAAAGCCUGGAAGGAAGUGGGACCCCAAGUGUGGAGCUUCUUUCAAGACAGUGUGCAAAUGAACAUGAUCCGGGACACUUUGCAAAACCCUACGGUGAAAGGCUUCUUAAAUGAGCAGCUGGGUUCUGAAGGUUUCACAGCAGAAGAUGUGAUCAAUUUUCUCUACAAUGGGCCACCAGAGAGAAGGGAGGGCAUGGUGAACUUUGAUUGGAGGAAUGUCUUCAGUGUUGCCAACCAGGCUCUGCACAUGGUCCACGAGUACCUGCAGUGCUUGGCUCUUGAUAAAUUUGAAGGCCACGCGGAUGAAACCCACGUGACUCACCGUGCUCUUUCUCUUCUGGAGGAGAAUAAAUUCUGGGCUGCUCUCAUCUUUCCUGAUCUGGACCCAAAAACCAGACUGCUGCCGCCUCAUGUCAAAUUCAAGAUUCGCAUGGAUAUAGAUUCAGUGGAGAAAACGAACAAAAUCAAAGACAGGUACUGGGAUCCUGGACCAAGAGCUGACCCAGUGGAUGAUCUGCGUUACAUCUGGGGAGGGUUUGCAUAUCUGCAAGACAUGGUUGAGCAUGGAAUCAUCAAGACGCAGACUGGAGUUGAAGUGCCUUCGGGGAUCUACCUGCAACAAAUGCCCUAUCCAUGCUUUGUAGAUGAUGUCUUCAUGGUUACUCUGAACCGUGCCUUCCCCAUCUUCAUGGUGCUUGCUUGGAUCUACUCUGUCUCCAUGACGGUAAAGAGUAUUGUGCUGGAAAAAGAAAUGAGGCUGAAAGAGGCCAUGAAGAACAGAGGGGUCACUAACGGGGCUGUUUGGUUCGCCUGGUUCCUAGACAGCUUCAUCAUGAUGGCUGUGAGCACGUUUCUCCUGACGACUCUCAUUACGUAUGGCAGAGUGCUUCAUUACAGCAACCCCCACCUCCUGUUCCUGUUCCUGUUGACCUUCACCACGGCCAGCAUCAUGCAGUGCUUCUUGCUCAGCACCUUCUUCUCCAAGGCUAAUCUGGCAGCUGCCUGCAGUGGCGUCAUCUACUUUACCCUAUACUUGCCUCACAUUGUUUGCUUUGCCUGGCAGGACCGGCUGACUUUUAAGCUAAAGAUUAUGGCGAGCUUCCUUUCACCUGUGGCAUUUGGGUUUGGUACAGAAUACUUGUCACGCUAUGAAGAGCAAGGCCUUGGGCUACAGUGGGAUAACGUCCGAACCAGCCCACUAGAAGGAGAUCAAUACAGUUUCUUGUUCUCUAUGGAGAUGAUGGUUUUGGAUGGUUUUAUCUAUGGAUUGCUUGCUUGGUACUUGGAUAAUGUCUUCCCAGGAGACUAUGGGAUACCACGGCCUUGGUAUUUCCCUUUCCAGCAGUCUUACUGGCUAGGGUCAGGGCACCCAAAGGCUGAGAAAACAACAACUGUGGAUGACAAAGGUUCAGAGAAGGAAGGCAGCGUCAACAUGAAGGCUGAAGAAGAAGAGAUGAGAAAGUCCAUGGCUGACGAACCCGACAGGGGGAAAACCCAGACAGACAGCCCGUUGAAGAAGGAUGGUAAAGAAAACAAAUGUAAACACAAAAGGAAACCAGAGUACAUCAAGCAGGGGAAGCCUGAGGCAGAGGCAAAAGGCAAAGAUGAAAUGACUACAGACUUGCACUUUGAAGAGGAGCCUUCUGGUCUGGUCCCAGGCGUGUGUAUUCAGAACCUGGUGAAGAUCUUCCCCGGUUGCUCUAAGCCAGCUGUUGAUGGAAUGACUAUUACGUUCUAUGAGGGUCAGAUCACUGCUUUCCUUGGCCACAACGGAGCUGGGAAGACAACCACUAUGUCUAUCCUCACCGGUCUGUUUCCACCUACAUCUGGAACAAUACUGGUUGGUGGGAAAGACAUCCAGACAGACUUGGACUCCAUACAGCAGAGUCUAGGCAUGUGCCCUCAGUACAACAUCUUGUUCAAUCACCUUACUGUUGCAGAACACAUCCUGUUUUAUGCCCAGCUAAAAGGGAAAACCAGAGAGGAGGCAGAAUUGGAAAUGGAAAUGAUGCUGGAAGAUAUAGGCCUUCCACAUAAAAGGAAUGAAGAGGCUCAAAACUUAUCAGGUGGCAUGCAGCGAAAGCUGUCCGUCACCAUUGCGUUUGUAGGCGAAGCAAAAGUGGUUGUCCUAGAUGAACCCACUUCAGGAGUUGAUCCGUAUUCCAGACGAUCCAUUUGGGACCUCCUGCUGAAGUAUCGUUCAGGAAGAACCAUCAUUCUGUCUACUCACCACAUGGAUGAGGCAGACAUCCUUGGUGACCGGGUUGCUAUCAUUUCCCAGGGAAGGCUGCACUGCUCAGGAUCCCCUGUUUUCCUAAAGAAUUCCUUUGGCACAGGCUUCUAUCUCACCUUAGUCCGCAAGAUGAAAAACAUCCAAGACAGUGGAGGAAAGGAAGCUACCUCUUGCAGCCUGGGAUCCAAAUGCUCAUGUUCCUGCUCCAGCUGUGUGCCCACAAACAAAGCCGAAACUGUGGAACAGGAACUGGAUGGUGAUGUGAAUGAACUAAAUGAACUGAUCCACCACCAUGUUCCAGAAGCCAAGUUAAUAGAAAGUAUUGGUCAGGAACUUAUCUAUCUUCUACCCAGUAAGAAUUUCAAACAGCGAGCGUAUGCCAGUCUCUUCAGGGAAUUGGAGGAAACCCUGGCAGAUGUGGGACUCAGCAGUUUUGGGAUCUCCGACACGCCCCUUGAAGAGGUUUUCUUGAAGGUUACAGCAGAGGCUGACCCUGGAAUACAGAAUGCAGGAGCUGCACAGGAGAACGGUGCUGCUGGACAAGAAGAGGGAACCCACCAGACUGCUCCAGCAGCCAAUGGCACUUCUCGGAUGCCUGUGGCACAGGAAGGGGAUGGGAGCGGUGGGAAAGGAUCAAGGCAAAACAAAGGUUGCCAACUUACCUUUCAGCAGAUCAAAGCACUUUUCAUCAAACGAUUCCACCACAGUACGCGUAGCUUUAAAGACUUCCUUGCUCAGGUAUGUGCUCCUCCAUUACAGUCACAAGGGCUUCUUCCAGGCCCAUGUGGGGUGGGGGGCAGCCCGGUAUACUGCCCCCAUUUUCCAGAGGUUCCAUAUUGCCUGCAGAUUGUUCUACCUGCUAGCUUUGUGCUGCUGGCUCUGAUACUUACAGUAAUCAUUCCUCCAUUUGGUGAAUACCAUUUAACUCUCCACCCUUGGAUCUAUGGGCACCAGUUCACUUUCUUCAGCAAUGAGCGGCCUGGCAGCGAGCAGAUGGUUUCUCUUAUUGACGCCUUCUUAAAUAAACCGGGAUUUGGAAAUCGCUGCUUGAAGAGAGAGACCCUUCAGAACUACCCUUGCGUUAAUGCAUCAACUGCCUGGAGGACACCAGCUGUCCCUUAUAACAUAGCUGCCCUUUUCCAAACUAAUAUGUGGCAUCCCCAGAACCCCUCACCAUCCUGCAAAUGCAGUACUCGGAAGAAACUCACCAUAUUACCGGAGUGUCCUUUGGGAGCUGGAGGACUUACUCCCCCACAGAGAGCUCAGCGUAGCACAGAAAUCCUUCAGGAUCUCACUCAUCGAAAUAUUUCUGAUUUCCUGGUGAAAACCUAUCCCACCCUCAUAAGAAGCAGCUUGAAGAGCAAAUACUGGGUCAAUGAGAAAAGAUAUGGAGGAAUCUCCAUUGGAGGAAAACUCCCAAUACUGCAUGUCACCGGAGAGCAGAUGGUUGGUUUCCUGAGAGAUCUUGGUCAGAUGAUGAACAUAACAGGGGGUGAAGCAACAAUGGCUGCCUCGAAAGAAAUGGCCAAUUUUCUUAAGUACAUGGAAACUGAAUACAAUAUUAAGGUGUGGUUUAACAACAAAGGCUGGCAUGCCAUGGUCAGUUUUCUCAACAUAGCCAACAAUGCAAUCCUGAGAGCCAAUCUGCAGACUGGCAAAGACCCCGAGGAAUACGGCAUAACUACUGUCAACCAUCCACUGAACCUCACGAAGGAGCAGCUCUCUGAAGUCACUGUGCUGACCACUUCAGUAGAUGCUGUUGUUGCCAUCUGUGUGAUCUUUGCCAUGUCUUUCAUCCCAGCAAGCUUUGUCUUGUACCUUAUCCAAGAACGGAUGACCAAAGCCAAGCACCUCCAGUUCGUCAGCGGUGUGAGGCCUUUUGUUUACUGGUUUACCAAUUUCCUUUGGGACAUUGUCAAUUAUGCAGUGAGUGCUGGCUUGGUAGUGGGAAUAUUCAUUGGUUUCAAAAAGAAAGCAUACACAUCCCCAAGCAACCUUCCCGCACUUAUCGCAUUGCUGCUUCUAUAUGGGUGGGCCAUAAUUCCUAUGAUGUACCCAUUGUCCUGCUUCUUCAGCGUCCCAAGCACUGCCUACGUUGCCUUGUCUUGCAUUAACCUCUUCAUUGGUAUCAACAGUAGUGCCAUUACAUUUGUCCUGGAGCUCUUUGAGAACAACCCAGUUCUGCUGCAGUUCAAUAAAACACUGAAAAAUAUCCUGUUAGUAUUUCCUCAUUUCUGCCUGGGUCGUGGACUCAUUGACUUAGCCAUGAACCAAGCUGUGACUGAUGUAUAUGCUCGGUUUGGGGAAGAACAUGUCUUGAACCCGUUUCGCUGGGAUUUUGCUGGAAAAAACAUGGUUGCCCUGGCGGUGCAGGGUGUUGUCUAUUUUGUUCUGAAUCUUCUGUCGCAACAUAGUUUCUUCUCUACAGGAUGGUUUGCCCAAAACAUGAUGGUGCCCGUUAUGGAUGAAGAUGAGGAUGUUGCAGAGGAAAGGCAACGAAUCUUGAAUGGAGGCAGCAGAAUGGAUAUUUUGAAAUUACAAGAACUGACCAAGAUUUAUGCAGGUAGACACACACCAGCAGUGGACAGACUCUGUGUUGGCAUUCGUCCCGGAGAGUGCUUCGGUCUCUUGGGCGUGAAUGGAGCUGGCAAGACAACAACAUUCAAAAUGCUGACUGGAGACACUCAAGUAACAUCUGGAGAUGCUGUAGUUGCCGGUCACAGCAUAUUGACUCACAUAUUUGAUGUUCAUCAAAACAUGGGCUACUGCCCACAGUUCGAUGCGAUUGAUGACCUGCUCACGGGGAGAGAGCACUUGCGUCUUUAUGCCAAUCUGCGUGGUGUCCCAGCAGCAGAAGUUGAGAAGGUUGCAGAGUGGGGAAUUCAGAAGCUUGGUCUCCUGAUGUAUGCAGAUCAGUUGGCAGGCACAUACAGCGGUGGGAACAAGCGCAAGCUCUCCACUGCCAUUGCGCUGAUAGGCUGCCCUCCUUUAGUCCUGCUGGAUGAGCCAACUACAGGAAUGGACCCUCAGUCCCGGCGCUUCUUAUGGAACUCAAUUGUCAGUGUGAUCAGAGACGGAAGAGCUGUGGUCCUUACGUCACACAGCAUGGAAGAAUGUGAGGCGCUCUGCACACGUCUAGCCAUCAUGGUUAAGGGAACCUUCAAAUGCCUGGGCACCAUCCAACAUCUCAAGUACAAAUACGGAGAUGGAUACAUUAUCAGCAUGAAAAUAAAGGCCUCUAAACCCGGACUGCCUCCAGACCUGAGCCUAGCUGAACACUUCAUAGAAGUGAACUUCCCUGGCAGCAUACAAAGGGAAAAGCACCACAACAUGCUCCAGUACCAGAUAUGCGCCUACUCACUGGCCAAGAUCUUCCGGCUGAUUCUCUCUAACAAGGACAACCUGAAUAUUGAAGAAUACUCUGUCACACAAACCACCCUGGAUCAGGUUUUUGUCAACUUUGCUAAACAACAGAUGGAGGAUGAGGAAAUUCAUCUCCACCCUCGUGCAGCGGGAGCUAGUAGAGAGGUGAAGGUGACCCCCGCUUUCUAUCGGAAGACAACUGCAUAGAGAAGUUGUGCAACAGGUGAAGCAAACUCCCCAAGAGCUGGGCCCCAGGCCAGAGCAGAGUGCUACAAAUCUUGAAUAAGCUUCUCACCAGCACAGGUUUUAGCCCCCUUUCAGUGGUUUCCCUGCAUCUUUGGAACUCGCCCACAAAGGAAGUAUGUAUGAAUGGAUCCAUCUUCGUUAAGCUUUUACAGAACCAAACAAAAAACAAAAAACAGAUUUGCUUUUCAGUCUUUUUUACUAAAAGUAUUGUGCUGGGCUUUUAAAGCAGUUUUUAGUAUUAUAAAUGGGUUGUUUUGAAUGUAUUUUAAGCAUUUUUAAAAUAUUGCAUUAACACUUGACAGCUGCCUGUGGAGGGCUCUGCCCUGUGAAGCUGCAUGUGCAUUUCUUAAAUAAUUUUUUUUUAGCAAAGUAGAAUGUAAUAUUAGGAACUUUAGCUUGGCACAGUGAUGGGAUCAAAUGAGUAGAUACUAAGUUUAGUCAAAAUCACUUGUGUGUUCGUAAAUAUUUUUUUUAAGCCCAAGGAUGCAUGUGCUUUGCUUACUAGUUUCAUUCUGAACCAAAAACAGAAACAAGCACACAUGUUUAUUUAAAGUCUAUUGUUCUGUGGCAUUAAUGCUCUGGGUCAAAUCUAGACUUGACAGCAGUCAGGCACAAGAUGGGCUGUCACUGCCAGCAACAGAAUCACAAAAUUUUACGGAUGAACAGGAAAUAUUUGGUCUCUCAUGGCCUUCUUUACAUUAGUGGCUCACUUUUACUAGAUUAGUUUUAAAUUGGAAUAUUCCCCUCAGCUGUUAACAGUUCAUUUUCAACUCUUGAUACUACUUAACUCCCACUUAAAACCUAAUUAAAAGGUACAAUGGGGGAGUUCACAGUUGUGCCAUUUUUCCCACCAUGAAAAUCUUAACAGGUGGAGAUUUGGAUUUAGCCCAACCAUAGCUUGUAGUUGUAUGCAGCUCUUAGUGAAGUCAACAGGAAACCAUCUAGAAGAGAUUCCCCAAAGGUGCUAUUGAUUUUGACAUCUUUUUAAAAAAGGAUUUAUGUCGAAGGAAUAUUGCAUUAGCUGAGGUUCAAUUCAAGCUGCUCUAAUCUCAAGAUCAAUAACCUUUUAGUAUCUGUUUUGUAUGUUUCAGUGCUAUAACCAUUGUGGGUCUCUGUUGAAAGUAAAACUUUUUUUAAAAAAAAUAGCAUUCUGUUUAAUUCAGUUAUGGUAUUGGAGAGUAGCUGCCAGAAAGUGGCUCCUUGUGUGGGUUUUGGGUGUUUUUUGGUGGUGGAGCUCCUUCAACCACACAGGCAUCACUCUUUUUUGAGUGACUACACUGGGUGUUUAAAAACCUAACCAUCCACACACACCCAAUGAGAAGUAACUUACACAACUAGGGCUGGGCGAUGUUAGAUUUUCUAUCACCAGCCAAACAUUGUGAUUUGGCAAUGCACCACAAUGCUGAAACAAGCUGCAUUGGCCCCAGCCCAUGAGGUGCCAAGUGAAACUGCUGCAGCUCUCACAGUGGGAGCUGAGGCGCUUUCACCCCGGUGCCUCGCCGAGCUGGGGCCAAUGCAGCUGGCUGCAGCCUGCUGCUUAGCUGGGGGUGUGGUGGAAAGGCUCCCCCCCCCCCAGCUGAGAAAGCUCUGUGUCUCUGUUGCGGGGCAGGCAGCUGUGUGCCCCUGAACAGAGAAGUUUAAAGGAGUCCCCCUGCCCGCCUCUGGCUCCUUGCAAGCCCUCAUAGAUGGAGCAAGCACUGCCAACCUGACAGGCUCAGUUUGUAGCGUUUCCUCCAUCUUUGAAGAUCUCUCAGCUGGGGAGCGGGAGCACUUUAAAAGAGAGCGCCUAAACUAUCGCCGGCUCCGUAAAACUGCUUGGCUGAGGCAAGGGCAGCUGCAUGCUCCUCAGCCGGGCAAUUUCAAGAAGCGGAGCGAGGAAAAAGCUGUAUUGGUGCCUUGCUGAUGGCACUUGUUUCUCCCUCUGCAGCUGUAUCACUGGUGAAACCACCACUGCUCCAGAGUCCCUCUGCCUCCAGCACCUGGCUUCAGCUUGUUUCUCCCUUGACACAGUGGGCGUUGGUAGCAGAGGGACUCUGGAGCGGAGGCAAUUUCACCAGUGAUACACCGCUGAGUGAAACCACCAUCCCACUCUGCCCCUCAUACCAGUCCUCGGCGAUAUAUUGAUAUACACGACGGCCACUCCCAGCAAUAACUAUGCCACAGAUGGGUGACUCAAGAGGCAAAGACCUAAAAAUGCUCUCCAAAUAGAGGAGACUGAAGAGCUGCUCUGAUGGCAGGACUAGGGAGUAUGUUUCAGUUGAAUAUUAGGAGAUAGAUAAAAUUAAGUGCAGUUCCACCAUGGAAUUAGUUGCAGAGGAUGGACUGCUAUCUGUUGGGAAGGUCUAGCUUAGGAUUUCCUGUACUGAGCAUCAGGACGGACAAUGCUAUAAUUCCAACAUAGCUUUGAAUAAAGAAACAAACUUGAAGCAGAUCCUGAAAGUCAUUAAAUGUGAUUUGAAUUUCUCGGCUGUAAUUUGCUGUAUAACAAACAUUUACACAUUGUCUGUGUGAAAAGAAACAAGAGGUUUUUUUAUCUUAUCAUGGAUGCAUUUUUUUAAACUUGAAAAAUAUGGUAUUAAAGAAAUAUUAAAACUUCA
This is a messenger RNA of Podarcis muralis (Common wall lizard), 10171 nucleotides long. The record is from RefSeq and is a predicted model, not a curated record. Lineage: Eukaryota; Metazoa; Chordata; Lepidosauria; Squamata; Lacertidae.